This is a messenger RNA of Paramecium tetraurelia, 2199 nucleotides long. RefSeq lists its product as uncharacterized. Gene Ontology annotation, cellular component: membrane; cytoplasm. The transcript has 6 exons. Lineage: Eukaryota; Ciliophora; Oligohymenophorea; Peniculida; Parameciidae. Gene Ontology annotation, biological process: phosphatidylinositol phosphate biosynthetic process; phosphatidylinositol-mediated signaling. The record is from RefSeq and is a predicted model, not a curated record. Gene Ontology annotation, molecular function: 1-phosphatidylinositol 4-kinase activity.
AUGUUAUCUCGAUGUCGUAUAAAUCCAAAUUUUUAAUCAAAUUAUUUGAGAGAAGAUCUUGAAUAUUUCAUCCCUUAAAUGGUUAAUUUUAUGGUAUUCCAUCAAUAAUUAUCAGAUGAAAAUUUAAAACAAUUUGUCUUAAAAGCAUCUUCAUUAGAUUUCUUUUUUGCACAUUUAGUUUAUUUUUAGAUGAAAAGCUUAUCUUAAAUUAUAACACCCCAUGAAACAGUCACUAUUAAUGUCGUCAAGAAAUUUCUUGAUUAUUUUGUAUAUCAAAUGGCACAAAAUUACGCAGGUAAUCUACUAAUUGCUACUCAUAUCCUAUAAAUGAAUUUAGAACUGAGUAACUUAAAAGAGGAUAAUUCAGAUUCUGAUGAAAAUUCUCCAAAAAAAUCAUAAUUAUAAGCUGUUUAUUAAGGAACUACAAAAUAAUAAUCAGUCAAAGUUAAUGAAGCUAUUUAAAAAUAUGGCACACCCGAUUGGCUUAAGUACCAGAAUUCUCAUCCCUAUGAUAAUAGAGUGAAAAAUCCUAAAGAAAUUGAACUUUAAGAUUAUGAGUCAAUAUUUAACUAAGAAAAGAAGGAAAAAACUAUAGAUACAGCAUUUAUAUCAAACAUUUAAUUUUGGAAUGAUAUUAUGAGAAUUUGUGAUGAAUUAUCUAAAGUUCAAACUAAAAAAACAGAGGCUUUACAGGCUUGUUUGUAAAAAAUGAAUAAAAAUUUACCAGCCUCUGUUUAUGUUCCUUUUGUGAAUAAUUAAGUAAGGAAUUAUGCCAUUCUAAAAAUUGUCCCAAAGGAAAGUAAAGUAUUCUCAACUAAAAUGAGAAGUCCCUUUAGUUUAACUUUGGAAUCCUAUAGGCCAGAAAUUGAAGGUUAAAGCAACCAUAAAUUUAUUGAGAAGAAAAUAUCUCGACCAAUUACUAUGAGUUCAUACAAAUUAUUGUAAAGAACCUAGAGUUAACUAUUUAUUGAAGAUCAUUCUGACAUGGAAAAUAGGAGAACAUUUUCAUCUACAGAUGCAUUAAAAUAAAUUUAGAAUGAGUUUUAAUAGAUCAAAUUCUUUUAAAUGGCUCCUUAAGUUCAUCAUCCGGUAACAUAAGGAACAUCAUAAUUUUAUCAUCAAUAAACAUAAGAUGAAAAUGAUGACGAGUAAAUUGAUCAAUAAAAAUUAAAACCUGAAAUAUCUUCUGCUUAUUCUUUAGAAGAAAAUGUGUAGGCUUUUAGUAUAGAUGAGCAAUCUAGUAUCUCACAGGAAAAGACUGGAGAAGGCAAUUGGUUGACAAGUAAAAUUGGAAAAAAUAGUUUCGUUCAACCUAAUAGAGGUUUAGUCUUAACAACUCAAGAACAUUUAGAAAUGAAAUAAGCAAUCUUUGGUGAGAAUUCACUAGAUCAAUUUGAAAGAAUUAAAUCUUAAUCAAUUUUUUCAUAACUUUAAACUUGGAAUAUUGUUCAUUUAAUCAUAAAAACAGGUGAUAAUCUAAAGCAGGAAUAAUUUGCAUUGUAAUUGAUCUCUUAAUUUGACUAAAUAUUUAAAAAGGAAGGCUUGCCUUUAAAGUUAAGAUACUAUGAAGUACUUUCAAUGGGUCCAGAUUGUGGUAUUAUUGAAAUGAUCAAAAAUGCAACUACUAUUGAUAGUUUGUAGAAACAUUUAAGAAAAGAAUAUACUCAAUUCAAAAAUUUUUCAGAUUUUUUUAGAAGUUUUUUUAGACAUAAAAUCGAUUAGGCUUUGGAUAAUUACGUUCAAUCUUUAGCAGCCUAUGGAUUAGUGUGUUAUUUUUUAUAAGUCAAAGAUAGACAUAAUGGAAAUAUAUUAUUGGAUAGUGAAGGACACUUGAUACACAUAGAUUUUGGUUUCUUUUUGUCAAUAGCUCCAGGAAAAGGAGUAGAGUUUGAAAAAAACUUUUAGGAGGAGGAAAAUUUCAGAAAAUUAUUUUUCUAAGGGUUUAAGGCAUGUUAAAAACAUUAAAAAGAGAUCUUACUUCUAGCUGAGAUGAUGUAUACAGGACAUGGAACAACGUUACCUUGUUUUUCAAAGGGAGAAUAGACUUUAAAAGAAUUGUAAUUAAGAUUCAAUCCAAAAGUAUAAUCAUCAGCUGAAUUAUACGUUCAUGUAUAAGAGCUAAUUGACAAAUCAUUGGAUAAUUGGAGAGCAAGAUGGUAUGACAAAUUUUAAUAUUUUGCAUAAGGAAUAUUUUAUUGA